CAGAAGAAAACGGUGGAGCAUCGCCAGUCGGAAACUGUCCCCUGUUCCCCCUCCCCACCUUCACUCUCGGAACCGAGGCUUGAGUCGUGCUGCUGAUGAGCGUCGCUUGAGUCCCCGUGCGAGUCCUCUAUCAGCUGCUGUCUGGCGCCAUGGCGCAGGCGUGUGUGGGUCCUGCACUCCGUUCGUCGCUGUCAUCCUUGUCAUGCUGUACACAACGGGCAUUCACCCAAGCUGGUCGCACCUCUCUGUCGCUCCCGAACAUUACGAAAUCUGCUGUGGAAUCUCAAAGAAGAGCACGUCACUUGAGAGUUUGUGCGCAGGUCUCAUCUCCAAUUGCCGACUCGGUACCUGUAACAUCUCCAAGUGAUGGUGAAUCUUCUGCCCAAGCCUCAACUAUAAAAAAAAGGGUCGUCUCAGGCGUUCAACCUACAGGUGCAAUUCACUUGGGGAAUUAUCUAGGAGCCAUAAAAAACUGGGUUGCUCUACAGGAUGUGUACGAUACACUAUUCUUUGUCGUCGAUCUUCAUGCGAUAACUUUGCCCCAUGAGCCGAAGGAACUCAUAGAAGCAACAAAAAAAUCAGCAGCUCUUUACAUAGCAUGCGGAGUUGAUCCAUCCAAGGCAUCCAUCUUUGUACAGUCUCAUGUUCGAGCCCAUGCAGAACUGACAUGGCUUCUCAGUUGCGUUACACCCAUAAGCUGGCUCAACAAGAUGAUACAGUUCAAAGAAAAGGCUCGCAAAUCCGGCGAGGAUGUGGGGACUGGACUGCUAACUUACCCAUUAUUGAUGGCAUCUGAUAUUCUUCUUUACCAGUGUGAUCUUGUGCCGGUCGGAGAGGAUCAGCGACAACACCUUGAACUUACUCGUGAUGUUGCCGAUCGAGUCAAUAAUAUAUAUGGAGGCAAAAAAUGGAAGAAGCGUGGCGGGCCUGGAGGAAGGAUUUUCAAGGUCCCAGAUGCAUUGAUACCACCAGCUGGUGCACGAAUUAUGUCUUUGACCGAUGGAACAUCGAAGAUGUCCAAGUCGGCGCCGUCGGACCAGUCUCGAAUCAAUCUACUUGAUACACGUGAUGAAAUUGUCCGCAAAAUAACUCGGUGCAAGACAGAUUCGUUUACUGGUAUGGAGUUCGAUAAUCCCGACAGACCCGAGUGCACUAAUCUACUCGGUAUAUAUCAGCUCGUCAGCGGGAAGACAAAAGAGGAAGUUGCAGAGGAAGUAAAGGACAUGAACUGGGGCCAAUUUAAACCGUUGUUAGCAGAUGCACUUGUUGAACAUUUAACACCCAUUCAGAAGCGAUAUGGUGAAGUAGUAGCAGAACCUGCAUAUUUAGAUGGAAUACUAAAAGAAGGAGCGGAACGAGCCGAGGUCAUUGCCAACGCCACUCUGGAAAACAUUCAAAAUGCGAUGGGAUUCUUACCUCGCCAAAGAAGAUGAGUGCAAUAAUCAAAAUUCUCGUGCCCUCUAUAUUUGUAACACUCGCCCAUGUUUAUUAAAAAUUGCCAUAUUUUUGGGCCCUU
Molecule: messenger RNA, 1516 nt
Organism: Marchantia polymorpha subsp. ruderalis
Lineage: Eukaryota; Viridiplantae; Streptophyta; Marchantiopsida; Marchantiales; Marchantiaceae
Source: the annotation of a GenBank genome assembly